Messenger RNA from Polypterus senegalus (gray bichir), 1160 nucleotides. Its product is annotated as pepsin A-like. NCBI's taxonomy places the organism in Eukaryota, Metazoa, Chordata, Cladistia, Polypteriformes, Polypteridae. The transcript has 9 exons. The record is from RefSeq and is a predicted model, not a curated record. Gene Ontology annotation, molecular function: aspartic-type endopeptidase activity. Gene Ontology annotation, biological process: proteolysis. The coding region runs from base 18 to 1160 and encodes 380 amino acids.
CAAGCUUAAGAACCAAAAUGAAGUGGUCUGUUGUUCUGCUGGUCAUCUUUGGGUUUUCAGAAUGCUUACACAGGAUCCCAUUGUACAAGGGCAAAUCUGCCAGAGAAGCUCUCAAAGAAAAAGGCCUACUGGAAGAGUUCAUGAAGAAUCAUCCCUACAACCCAUCCAUCAAGUUCAACCCUGCUUUGGCCCAGAUUUCUAACGAGCCUCUCACCAAUGACUAUGAUCUUGACUACUAUGGAGUCAUCUCCAUUGGAACACCACCCCAGUUCUUCAAGGUCAUCUUUGACACUGGCUCCUCCAACCUCUGGGUACCUUCUAUCAACUGUAAAAGCUUUGCUUGCGCUAACCACACUAAAUUUAACCCUGCUCAGUCAUCCACCUUCAGGUCCACCUCCCAGGACAUCUCUAUUGAGUAUGGCACUGGUGCAAUGAGUGGAAUCCUUGGAUAUGACACAGUUACCGUCGGUAGCAUUGUGGACACCAACCAGAUCUUUGGCCUUAGUGAGGAUGAACCUGGAAGCACUUUCUAUUAUGCAGAAUUUGAUGGAAUCCUUGGGCUUGCCUAUCCUUCAAUCUCUGCUUCAGACGCAACCCCAGUCUUUGACAACAUGAUGAAUAAAGACCUUAUUGCUCAGGACCUUUUCUCUUUCUACUUGAGCAGGAACAGUGAGACAGGCAGUAUAGUGACGUUCGGGGGAAUCGAUCCUGCCUACUACACUGGCAACAUCCAUUGGAUCCCUGUGACUUCAGAGAGCUACUGGCAAAUCACUGUGCAGACCAUAAAGAUCAACGGAAAGGUAGUUGCCUGUGAGUCUGGCUGCACAGCUAUUGUGGAUACUGGCACGUCAACGCUUGUUGGAGAUCCUAGCAGUAUUAACAACAUUAUGUCUUUGGUAGGAAUCCACAUGGAUCAGAAUGGGCAGUACUCUGUGAACUGCAACAACAUUGGCUCAAUGCCUGAUGUCACCUUCGUCAUCAAUGGAGUUGAAUUUCCCCUCCCCGCUUCUGCUUAUAUAACACAGACCAGCUUUGAUUGCACUUCAGGCUUCGACCCCAGUGGUGACGAUGGCUGGAUCCUGGGUGAUGUCUUUAUCCGGGAAUGGUACACCAUCUUUGAUCGAGCUAACAACAUGGUCGGUCUGGCCAAAGCUGUUUAA